Xylaria bambusicola is the source of this 2945-nucleotide messenger RNA. RefSeq names its product family 92 glycosyl hydrolase. The record is from RefSeq and is a predicted model, not a curated record. Lineage: Eukaryota; Fungi; Ascomycota; Sordariomycetes; Xylariales; Xylariaceae. Gene Ontology annotation, biological process: glycoprotein catabolic process; protein deglycosylation; carbohydrate metabolic process. Bases 226 to 2676 code for a protein of 816 amino acids. Gene Ontology annotation, molecular function: carbohydrate binding; peptide-N4-(N-acetyl-beta-glucosaminyl)asparagine amidase activity. The transcript has 7 exons. Gene Ontology annotation, cellular component: cytosol; nucleus.
GACACUGCACUCGCUACUACACGACAUAGUGCGUGCCAUUCUCGUCUCAGUACGCGUCUCCACUAGAUCGAGACAUCCCGCAAGCCGGAAUGCGUCUGUUGUAACCAUGGUUAUCGCUGUGGACGAUUAGACCCUCUAUAUAAUAGGGUCGUAUAUCUGCCGGCUGCUGCUAUCGUGGCCCAUCGCUCGUUCUUUUCAUCCAUCUGCCGAUUGGAUGCCCUCAUCAUGUACCUGUUUCAUUCUCGGUUCACUUCACUCUUACUGGUCACGCCAGCCAUUCUGAAGGCUGGUGCCGCUGAGUUCGACCCUCUUCAGUAUGUCGAUCAGCUGAUCGGAACCCGGAAUGGAGGUAAUGUGUUCGCGGGUGCGACCCUACCCUACGGGCUGGCAAAAGCCGUUGCCGACACCAACUCCGGAAGUAACCAAGGCGGCUUCACCCUCGACGGCACUCCGAUCCUUGGUUUCUCGGCCCUGCACGACUCCGGGACGGGCGGUGAACCGUCCCUUGGAAACUUUCCCUUGUUCCCUUAUGCCGCUUGCCCAGGCGACGACAUUAACUUAUGUGUCUACUCCAAGAGGACUCGCAUAGCUUAUGGGGCCUUCAACCGGGAUUCCGUGGUGGCACGCCCCGGUUUCUUCUCUGUUACCCUGAACACGGGAAUUAAGGCAGAGAUGACAACCUCUCAGCGCACUGCCCUAUUCCGUUUCACUUUUCCAACAGCCACAAAUGGUGCUCACCCUCUUCUUCUACAAGAUUUGAGUGACCUUCACAAUUCUCGCCAGGAUAACGCUAGCAUAUCUGUUGAUCCUGAAACUGGAAGGAUCAAGGGACAGGCACUCUUCGUGUCUAGUUUUGCCCAGGGACAGUACCUCUCCUAUUUCUGCACUGAUUUUUCCGGAUCAGAGAUUCUCGACAACGGGAUUUUUGUGGAUAGUCGGGCGAGUACGGAUGUCAAGAACUUGACAAUCUCGCGGUCCAUAAAUGGGUUUCCUCUGCCGGGGGGCGCCUUUGUGAGAUUCGCCUCCCCCGCAGCCCCUGUCAUUGCACGGGUAGGCCUGAGCUUCAUUAGCUCGGACCAGGCUUGCGCCAACGCGGAGGCAGAAAUCCCAAGUUUUGACUUCGACGCAAUUGAAACUGCUGCCACUAAUGCUUGGCGGGAGAAGCUUAGUCCGAUUGUUGUCUCGACUGGCGGUGGGGUUGACCCAAAGCAGGUCACGAAUCUUUAUAGCGGGAUUUAUAGAACUAUGGUGAACCCACAGAACUACACGGGGGAAAACCCUCAUUGGGAAACUGGGGAGCCAUACUUCGAUUCAUUCUAUUGCCUGUGGGAUAGUUUCCGGUCCCAGAUCCCUUUCUUGACAAUCCUUGACCCUUCUACAGUUGAGCAAAUGAUUCGUUCCUUGAUCGACACUUACAGACAUGAAGGCUGGUUGCCUGACUGCCAUAUGAGCUUAUCAAAAGGCUACACACAGGGCGGAUCCAAUGCCGAUGUCAUCCUAGCCGACGGCUAUCUGAAGGGCCUAGCUGGCGGCAUUGAUUGGGAUGUCGGAUACGAGGCAGUGGUGAAAGAUGCAGAGGUUGAACCUUUUGACUGGUGUUGCCACGGCCGAGGUGGCAUUGACAGCUGGAAAUCCCUUGGCUACAUUCCAGUUCAAGACUUCGACUAUAAGGGAUUUGGCACUUUAACACGCAGUCUUUCUCGAACGCUGGAAUACAGCUAUAAUGACUUUACCAUCGCACAGAUGGCCAAAGCAAUGAACAAGACCACCGACGCGGAGAAGUACCUCGACUCGAGCGACAACUGGCGAAACUUGUAUAAAGAGAAUCAAACAUCAAAUUUAUUUUCGGGUGCCGAUACUGGCUUUGUUGGCUUCUUUCAACCAAAAUAUCUAAACAGAACUUGGGGCUUUCAAAACCCAUUGAAGUGCAGUAAUAUUGACAACACUGGCUCCGUCUGUUCACUACAGAACACAGGAGCUGAGACUUUUGAGAGUAGUAUUUGGGAAUAUGGCUUUUACGUACCUCACGACCAAGCCUCACUUGUCACCCUCUACGGCGGUCCAAGCAAUUUUGUCAAACGGCUAGACUACCUCCAUGACACUAACAUUACCUAUAUCGGAAACGAGCCUGCUUUCUUGACCGUAUUCCAAUAUCACUAUGCUGGACGGCCGGCUUUGUCCGCUAAGCGCAGCCAUUUUUAUAUUCCCAGGUUCUUCGAUACAACCCCCCAGGGACUUCCUGGAAAUGAUGAUAGCGGCGCAAUGGGAUCUUUUGUUGCUUUCUCCAUGAUCGGGCUGUUUCCGAAUCCCGGACAAGACGUCUAUCUCAUCACCCCUCCAUUCUUCGAGAGCGUUAAUAUCACGAGCCCUGUAACAGGCAAGACCGCAACCGUUCGGGCGGUCAACUUCGACCCGACGUACCAGGCGAUUUAUAUCCAGAGCGCUACUCUCAACGGCGAACCGUACACGAAGAAUUGGAUUGAUCACAGCUUCUUCACUGAAGGUAAGGAGCUUGUACUGACACUUGGCAAAAACGAGAGCUCGUGGGGCACCGCUGUGAAGGACCUACCCCCGAGUGUGGGCGAGUAUGUCGGCUUUAACGGUACGACUUCAAAAACGCUACCGCAUAGCUUACGAUACCCAACCGAUUUUGGACGGACCGGACUAGGGUUUUGACAGUGAGAGAAUAAAUAUUAUGAAGGUAACGGGUCUUGUAAAUGUUAAGAGGCAUCGUUAAAGAUAUAUAAUGACGUUCAUACGCUUAACAGCAAUCAAUUGGGCUGUUUUCUAUUCGCCUAGACAUCUUAUUCGAGUUACUUAUGUGGUAGUGAUGGGAAAGAUUUCUUUCCUGUAAUAGACCACCUGUCAAUCCUAAUUACCUACCUCAGGCCUGUGUAGCCUGUGAUGCUGUUGCUUCCCCCCAGAAACUUUAAUCACAGCAUGUC